AAACGGUUACAGUUGUUAGGCAUUUGUUUGCACGUGGUCCCUGCUUUCUGUUGAAACCAGCUUUUUUGAAGUGUUUUGCUCCUGCUGCACACGUGUCAGGAAGAUUUGUAGCAUUCGACAAUGGCCCCAUGGAGUCGCCCGUGGAACAGUGUGGACGUGCUGGGCGACGACGGCCUCUUUCAGUACGGACGCGUGGUGGAUGUGGCGGACCAUGGUCUCUUCAUCGACUUUCUGUGCCCCAGUCGCCGACGUGAAUUUACUCCUUUUGAUCGGGUGUUUCUGAAUGAUGACCUACGAUACCGGAACGGAAGCGACAUGGGUGGUCUACAUACCUGGGCUGAUUUGCCCGCCGAAGUCCUGCUGCGCGAUCAUGAAUCGGGUGCGUGGACAUGGGUCCCCGCGGAACUGCUCAUUUGGACCGCCGAAAUGGGUCAUGCAGAUUACAUCGUAGCUGUUGUUCAUCGCGGGAAACCACAGGAGUACGCAGAUGUUGUUCCCAAGGCGCGGAUUCGCUGGAAGGCGUACGGUGGCGACCGUGGCGUGCAGCCGCCGGUCGGCAGCCAGUUCUACUGUGAAAUUGCGGAACUGGCAAAAUGCGUGAAGAAACGGACGUUCGUCAAGCGCACAAUGCCGUUACCGAAAGGUUGUCCCGUGGAACUGGCUACAGCAGCGCUGAAGCAGCAGAACAAGGGAACGAAAUGUCGUUCAUGGUACGCUGCCAAAGCGGACUGUGUGGAUGUUGUGGACGGCUGCGUGGUGUACAUUCAGCGUCCAUCACAUACUGGGACGGAAGCCGACGUUGUCCACGCGGCAAGAGAACUGGAAGCACUCAAACGUUAUCACAACGCGUUGAUGGAUUCCGUCAGCCCGAUUCCCAAACCGAUACUCCAGAUUCCCGUAGUGGACGAAGCCGCUGUAUUGCCACCCGAAUUGUGGACGGAAGUCUUCUUGUAUCUGGACACGGUGUCGCAGACUAAACUGCGCCCGGUCUGCCCCACAUGGCACGCACUUCUGGAUUCAGUUUCUAUCACGGAGAACCUGGUUCUCGACAGCGCGGCCCUCGACACCGAUAACUCCCGGGAAUUUGGACGUCGGUAUUUUAUGGUCGCUGCUCUUUGGAAGCGUCUUUCCACAUCCACGCAGCACCUUGCUGUGGCUGAUCGAGGGCAGUGUAUGAGCGAAGCGGACGUUGUGGAAUUGCUCGAUAUGGCUAGUUUCAUUACACAGCGCAAUAGUAUCAAACUGCAAACUGUGUACUUGUUCGGUCUGGAGUGUUCUUUGGGAAAAGUUUCGUAUUGCGAUCAUCAUACAUCUCCAUGCCCACGGCAUGGGUUGUGUACUGAUAACGCCAGCCAUAUACUGACGAAAUCUACCCUCAAGUACCGCUACCUUUUAUGCGCUAAUAUUCGGCUGAUUAAAUGUAAUUUCACGGUGGAGUGUAUUCUUCGCCUUCACGACCAGUUCAGUCAAGGCACCCAGUUGAAGCUAUGUGCCGAUAUUUGCGUGCAUCGACACGGUAUUACUGGGGAUUCGAGAGGAGCCCUGUGGGGUGCCUUGGAAACGGGAAUCCUAGCGCCGAGCAACGUGGAACUAGCACAUUUGUCCACGUGGUUAGCAGCACUUCAAUCGCACGACCAACGGCAAUGGCGUGAUGCAACCAUGGUCUGUAAGGCGUUGUGCGGCGCGCAGGUGGCGGAUCCACGUCCUUUGUUGCAUUACCACGGGAAGAGGUGGUGCGUGGAUGCUCUGCAAGGGCUGGAGUUAGAAGCUGUCGCGCGUUGCGCUGCACUUCCUUAUUCAACUGAUGAAGUUGUUGUCUGACUAGUUGUUCGCGGUCUUGCCCACCGGGACUCUUGGAGCGCCGCGUAAUGGAUAAUGGAUGGCAAAGUUUGUUGAAGUGGAUACGGGAUUCAGCCAUAUGAUAAAAUUAAGCGGUGACCCGUCGUUUCGUCGACUGACACCUCGUCGAACAGACGUCAAAUCGAACCAUCGCGAAAUCGUUCAACCGUUAUGCUAAACUGCCUUAGUUUUCUUAGGUUCUCAGAUUUGUUGUAUCUUAGGUCUCUUAAGCUUU
Messenger RNA from Paramacrobiotus metropolitanus, 2074 nucleotides. RefSeq lists its product as uncharacterized. The record is from RefSeq and is a predicted model, not a curated record. Gene Ontology annotation, molecular function: protein binding. The transcript is spliced from 4 exons. NCBI's taxonomy places the organism in Eukaryota, Metazoa, Tardigrada, Eutardigrada, Parachela, Macrobiotidae. Bases 121 to 1821 code for a protein of 566 amino acids.